Colias croceus (clouded yellow) is the source of this 1599-nucleotide messenger RNA. Its product is annotated as tektin-3-like. Lineage: Eukaryota; Metazoa; Arthropoda; Insecta; Lepidoptera; Pieridae. The coding region runs from base 76 to 1575 and encodes 499 amino acids. Gene Ontology annotation, biological process: cilium movement involved in cell motility; cilium assembly. Gene Ontology annotation, cellular component: microtubule cytoskeleton; nucleus. The record is from RefSeq and is a predicted model, not a curated record. The transcript is spliced from 11 exons.
GUUUAUUUUUAUGUUUUAUUUUAUAUGAAACCGUUAUUUUAAAUUAUUUUGGUGAGAUUAGAUAAAAUAUCCAUAAUGGCUAAGGAAGUAACAAUGUGCACGCAAUUACAACAAUGGAGCCCCGUAAAGGAGACAGCGGGUGCUCCAAGUGUGCCUCCUCAAGUAGGCUACUGUUUUCACUCGCCCAAGAAACAUCCAUGGAGGCCUAUUAUGGGUUACGAAGAAAUCGAAGUUACUCCUAUGCCAUCCCAGCCCAUAACCAACACGAUGGUCGAUCCGUGCUACACACCAGCCGGCAUGGCCGCGGAACCGCUCCGCUUUCCGAACCUCGUGACCGGCUUCGACCGGAGCCCCGAGCACGCUGCUCGAGCUGCCCUUUAUACACGAUACACGCAAUAUGAGUGGAAUCAGAAUAGUAUCAAGAAUUACAAUGAGUCAGACGCGAAGAGAAACUUUUCAGAGCGUGUACGGAAUGAUAUUAUGAGGAUGUUGAGAGAGACUGAUGAGAUCGGAACUCAGGGUCAGCGUGACUCUGGCAGACGAAUCGGUGAGCGCAUCACUGACACCACUUUCUGGAGGAAUGAGGUGUCAAUCGAAAUGGAGCGCCUGGUUGGCACGUGCGAGAAGCUGAACGACACGCGGCGGCAGCUGGAGCGCGCGGUGGCCGGCAUCGAGGGGCCGCUGCACAUCGUGCAGGAGUGCCUCUACCAUCGCGAGAAGAGACAGGGGCUCGAGCAGGUCCACGAUGCUGUGGAGCAAUCACUUCUCAAAGAAGUGGCCAUACUCCGCGAAUGCCAGGAUAAAUUCCGGAACAUGCUCGAGAAGGUCCGUCAACAGUCUAAGAAUUGUCGCGCCACACAGAACGAGCUCGAGACAGAUAUGCGCAAUAAAGAAUACGCUUUGGGAAUCGACUCCAUGUGCCAUCAACUGAACAACUUCUCCAAGGGGCUCCAAUUCUACGCGGGGAUAGAGCGCUACGACCCGUCGGUGUGCGACGCGGAGCGCUGGGCGGCGGCGAGCGCGGCCACGCUGCAGCGCUCGCAGUCCGAGCGCGCCAAGGCCGUGCAGAUGCUCUCCGACGCGGAGAACCUGAUAAACGUGUCGGCGACGGAGAUCUGGGACCAGUGGAGCAACACCAACAGCGCCUUCACACGUCGCAUCGCUGAGACCAUCGAGAUCAAGAAUAAACUGCAAUUGCACUUGCACAAGGUGCAACAAGAGAUGUUUGACGUGGAGAAAACGCUCGAGCUGCUAAACAAAGCGAUCGAGGACAAGCUGCAGCCGCUGCGGGUCGCGCACACGCGGCUGCAGGCGCGCACCAACAGACCGCACCUCGAGAAGUGCCGGGACGAGGCGCAGAACCGGUUGGUCAAAGAGUGCUGUGACCUGCAAGAAACCAUGGAAACCCUGAGAUCCAAGAUAGCCACGGCGGAAGGAACGCAUCAAACGCUUUUAGGUGUUCGCGCGGGACUAGAGGCCGACCUUCGUAACAAGUCGACGACGCUGUUCAUAGACCGGGAUCAGUGUAUGGGGCUGAGGCGUGGGUACCCGGUUACAGCGGCUAUCAAAUCUUAAUGUUUCAAUAAAUGGUUCUGGGAA